UGGUUAAACUGUUGGAUUAAUAUGGCCGCCAUUGUUGUAUCCACUCCAACCUGAAAACAGAUUUAACUGUAGUCGAACAUCCAGAAGAUCUUGAGCAGCAGCUAUGUCCAGAUUUCCAGUGAGAGCUUAAAGAAAACCCUGAGUGACGUCGGGAUAUGCUCUCCACGCAUCGUAUGCAGUCUUUUCACCUCUGCCAGCAAAAGAAGACAACGGAUCGCACCCAGCUGUGACUUUCAACAUCAAAGCCCCUCGUGCACUGCAACCGAAUCGCAGAAUCUACAUCUUCGCGGAAAGCUAUGAUGGUUUCAACGCCGUGCUUUAUGAUUGCGUACAGAAACGGACAUUCCUCUAGCAAUUUGUCUUUCAACCUGGUUGAAUCCGAAUUGCCACCUAUUCCAAGUUCAUGAAGCUCAUCGACAAAACUUUUGAUAUGUCGGAAGAAAGUGCAACAAAUAGUUGUAAUCACAACACUUUGCCCAAAACAAGGAACUCACCAAGUGUCCAGGAAGAGCCUGAACCACCUGGACGUGUCGUUACAGAUGCAGUACAUGAGCGCUUCAGACAAAAGUAUGUUUUCUGUGAUGUAUGUAGAACCAAGAUUAUAGGUAAUGAACUGUCAAUUCAUAAUCACUUCAACGCUUUGCAUCCAUCGGAUGAACACUGCGUAUACUGCAAAGGAAAAGUUCACCGAUACUAUGACAUUUGUAAGGACAACGAAAAACCUAAGGAAUUUAUUUUUCAUAAAUGUUCUAAAUAUUCCGGCUGCGUGCCUGACUGGGGGCGUUGCACCUCUUUGGUUUUCACAGGAGCGGACGAGCAGCGGAAGCACCUGUCUUCCAGAGGCGUUGAGAUAUUUUCGGAGAAUGGGAACAGCAAUAUCCAACACCGCUGCCACCAAAAUUUGUGACGUCCACCUCGGAUGUCGACAAUUUAUAUCUUAAUUUUGAUGGUCGAAAAGGAAGAAUUUUAUGAUAUCUAUGUCGCAGUAUAUUAAAAAUGUUGUUAAUUCCCUUUCGAUAUUGUUCACACUUCAGUACGUUGCUGUCGUAGAACAUUAGUUGUUCCCCUGGAAAUAAAUACAGAAAAAAAAUGGUUCACAUAAA
This is a messenger RNA of Belonocnema kinseyi, 1103 nucleotides long. RefSeq lists its product as uncharacterized. The transcript is spliced from 5 exons. NCBI's taxonomy places the organism in Eukaryota, Metazoa, Arthropoda, Insecta, Hymenoptera, Cynipidae. The coding region runs from base 404 to 907 and encodes 167 amino acids. The record is from RefSeq and is a predicted model, not a curated record.